AUGAAAUACUUCAUCGCCAUCUCCCUGCUCGUCGCCGUGGCUUCGGCUGCUAUGGUCAAGCCUGUGGGCUCUGAGCUCGCUGAGCUCCAGGAGAUCAUCGCCGCCAUCAACAGCCCCAGCACCGACCCCGCCACCGCCGCCGCCCUCGAAGAGAUGCUCCUCGAUGCUCUAGGCGUCAAGCCCGAACCCGUUGAUGUUGGACCCGCAAUCAUUGACGCUGGUCACCACCCUAUCUCUAUCGGACCUGCCAUCAUCGACUCCAACCCCAUCUCUGUUGGACCCGCCCUCAUUGACUUCCCUCUGCCCGAUGGUGCCAUCGUUGAGGAGCCCGUCAUACCCGGCCCCGCUAUUGUCGCUCCCGCUCCCGUCGUUGAAGCUGCUCCCGUCGCCGCUGCCAGCACUCCCCUGGUCCAGAUCAUCCUGAACAUCAACCAGGCCUCCGCUGAGGCUAGCCCCAUCGCCGUUGGCCCCGCUGUAGCUGCUGAGGAGAUCAUCCCUACUCCCGUCCAUGUUGUUGAGGCUGCCCCUGAGGCUCCCAUUUCUCCUAUUGCUGUUAACCCCAUCGGUGUUGUAGCCCCUGAAGUCGCUCCCAUUGCUCCUAUUGCUGUAAACCCCAUCGGUGUGGUGGCUCCUAUUGCUCCCAUCGCCGUGAACCCCGUCGGUGUUGUGUCUCCCGGUGUGAAGCCCGUCAAGCCCGUCCCCGUAAUGGUGCGCCCCGCUUACUAA
Messenger RNA from Spodoptera littoralis (African cotton leafworm), 726 nucleotides. NCBI's taxonomy places the organism in Eukaryota, Metazoa, Arthropoda, Insecta, Lepidoptera, Noctuidae. The record is from the annotation of a GenBank genome assembly.